CAUUAUAUUGGGCUGCAGAGUAUAGGCACACAGAAAUAGUCAAAUUUUUAUUAGAAGUAGAAGCUGAAGCUGAUAAUAAACCAAAUUUAAAUCUUGUUUAUUUUGCUACAGAGAGAAAUUAUGAAAAUGUUGUUAAGUUACUAUUAAAAGAAAAAGCUUGUCACAGUCCAAUAUUACAUUAUGUUGCAGGGAAAGGAGAUAUUAAAAUUAUCAAGUUUUUGUUAGAAAAUAGAGAUAGUAUCGAUGAUAUUGAUAAAGAUAGUAGAACACUGCUACAUUGGGCUGCAUUUGAAGAUCAUAAAAAAACUAAUGGUCAUAUUGAGAUUAUUCAAAUUUUAAUAGAAAAUGGUGCAGACAUUAAUGCAAUAAAUAAAAAUGACUGGAAACCAAUACACAUAGCUAUAAUUUCAUGUUCAUGCCAGGAAGAA
Molecule: messenger RNA, 428 nt
Organism: Racocetra persica
Lineage: Eukaryota; Fungi; Glomeromycota; Glomeromycetes; Diversisporales; Gigasporaceae
Source: the annotation of a GenBank genome assembly